UAGGGGGUAUAAAUGUGUGUGUGUGCGAAUGCGUGUGCGUCUGAAGGGUUUCGGACUGGAGAUGCAUAAAGAAAGGGCAGUUUCGAGGAAGUGACGGACGACGCUCAGUGGUCUGGUCAGAGGAAGUUUGUUCGAUGCGCCGUGCUGUUGAAAGAAACUUUUCACUCCAGUGAGCGCCAGAAGCACCCGUGGAUCGGGUCGGACGGAUCCGGCGGCGGAGGGAGCUUUUGUUUCCCCUUCACACUUAGCAGCACUGAGAAAUAACUUGAGGUCGGGAGAAAGAGGGGCUCGCACAGGAAUUUCACUCCCAUAACCGACCCCCCUCCCCUUUUUCCUUCUUUUCCCCGCGCCUCCUUUGAUUUCUUUCUGGGAUCCGCGAUGGGAAAGGAGCAGGAGCUUCUUGAAGCGGCGCGCACGGGAAACCUGGCUGCCGUGGAGAAGCUUUUAUCCGGGAAGCGACAGUCCGCUGGCGGAUCGUCUGGGACCGGUGGAAGCGGCAACAGCGGUGGCCACGGCGCCUCCUCUCAUCCGCUCUCCAGUCUGCUCAGUAUCUGGAGAGGCCCCAAUGUGAAUUGCGUGGACAGCACUGGAUACACCCCUCUUCACCACGCAGCCCUUAAUGGACACAGCGAGGUGGUGGAGGUGCUGCUAAGAAACGAGGCUCUGACUAACAUCGCAGACAACAAGGGCUGCUAUCCUCUCCAUCUGGCUGCGUGGAAGGGAGACGAGCAUAUCGUAAAGCUUCUCAUUCACCAAGGACCUUCACACCCCAAACUCAACGAGCAGAGCUCUGUAGACCAUAAAGAGUUCAAACGCUGUGGGCCCUUUGACCCCUAUAUUAAUGCCAAGAACAAUGACAACGAGACACCGCUGCACUGUGCCGCCCAGUACGGCCACUCUCGGGUGGUGCGGCUGCUGCUGGAGGAACUCACUGAUCCCACCAUGAGGAAUAACAAGUUUGAGACUCCGCUGGACCUGGCAGCACUGUACGGCCGCCUGGAGGUUGUCAAACUGCUGCUCAGUGCCCAUCCUAAUCUGCUCAGCUGCAACACCAAGAAACACACACCACUACACCUGGCCUCUCGCAACGGACACCUACCCGUAGUGGAGGUGUUACUAGAUGCUGGAAUGGACAUUAACUAUGAGACAGAGAAAGGCAGUGCACUCCACGAAGCCGCUCUGUUUGGGAAGACUGAUGUGGUGCAGAAGCUUCUCUGUGCAGGGAUCGACGUGAACAUUGUCGACCAGAAGGGCCUGACAGCGCUGGACAUUGUCAAGGACAUGCCCUCUAAGAAAAGCAAACAGAUAGCUGCCCUGAUCCUUGGUCAUAUGACUGGAAAACCCCCUGAUAUUGACCUUCCCCCUCCACCAGUGCCUCCACCUCAGGAGAGCCCAAGCCCACGGAAAAAGGGUGACCUGGAGAAAGUCUGUGAGCUAAUCUCGGGGCUGGCCCUGGGGCCCGAGGAGGAGAGCCCUUAUGAAGCUCUGUUUGAGGCCACUUCUUGCCACUCUUUAGACAGCCUCACCAGUGGGAAGUCCUCUGACAGAGACUCGGGAAGGCCUGAUAGUGAAGCUGGAAAGAAAGAUCGCCUGGUUCUCUCGUCACAUCCUGGACCUGGUAAUGAAGAGGAGGUAAGCUCAGAGGCCCUGUAUACUAGCAGCAGUGCUGAUGAGAAAAGGGAGCCAGCGGAGGAGGAGGAUCACACAUAUGAGUUGUUGCUGACUGCAGAGACAAAAAUCCCACCACCACCUAGCCAUGAGCCCCACUCAUAUAAAGAUGACAAUACCACUAUACAGUCUUCCAACAGUGUCCUACCUCAGCAUAAACCUUCUGCCCCAAACAACCUUAGAGCCCCAAGUAAGACGAAAGACACCUUGCACCCUCCAGGAAGAGUGGGCCCAGGGGUGCCGGGAGAUAACUCACAGCUCGGCCAGGACCAGGAAGCAGGUGUACCAGAGCAGUUCACAGGCCUCCUACACGGAUCUUCUCCUGUCUUUGAGAGCCGUGAGGAGUCCUUCCGGCUUCCAGGUGUUCUGCCACCCAAUCAAGACCAGCCAGAAACAAAAAAGAGGGCCAAAGCUAAAGAGGGAGUAACGGCAGCUGCGCCGCCACCUAGCCGUCCUAGCAUGGCCGCCAUCCUGACAGACUGUGAUCCAAAAGCAAUUUAUGCUACUGUGAACAAGGAACCCAGGGACUCUGUGGCUGGUGCUGUAUCUGCUGUCAAGAUGCGCCCUCCUGGGGACCUGAAGCUGGCACGCAGCCUGUCCAAGUCUGACUCAGACUUGCUCGUGUCGCCUCCUAAUGAAGAGGAAGGAGGAUUGGGAAACCGUAGCGAGUCUGUUUCUAACUGUAGCAUGGCUAAGAAGAGACUUGAGAAAUCUCCCUCUUUCACCUCAGAAUGGGAUGAGCAGACACCGGCGACUUCUGACUCCCCAAAACAAAGAAGAUCUAAUUCCUCCGACAGCAUCGAGAAGAUGAUGACUAUGAUUGGUGCAGGCAUUGAUUUUUCCAGAGAUCAGCAAUACGCUACACCAGCAGGUGCUGCAGGCCGACUGCUGGACCAGCCCGUGGGAGACUGGCUGGAGCAUGUGGGUCUGCCGCAGUACGAGAGCAAACUACUCCUGAAUGGAUUCGACGACCUUCACUACAUGGGGAGCAAUGUAAUGGAGGACCAGGACUUGAGAGAGAUUGGAAUCGCAGAUCCGAGCCACAGAAAGAAGAUCCUGCACGCAGCACGUUCCUUUCCAAAGGUGAAAGCGCUCAGCUGUGACGGCAGCAACUCCCUGUCCUCCUGGCUGGAGAAUCUGGGCCUGCAUGAGUACUUGCAAAACUUCCUGUCCAGCGGCUACCGCACUCUGGACUGCGUCAGAAACCUGUGGGAGCUGGAGAUUGUCAAUGUGCUAAAAAUUAGCCUACUUGGUCACAGGAAACGCAUCAUCGCUUCCUUAGCGGAGAGGCCUUAUGAAGAGCCUCCUGUCAAACCUCCUCGUUUGUCUCAGAUCAGGUGCCAAGACCUGCCUGGAUCCCAGACUUCAUCUCCCAUGAGUCAGAUGGAGCCCUACACAGGACGCUCAAUGGACCCUCUGCUGCCUGCAGGCGAGCCAGGGAGGAAAAAAGCACAAGAAAACGACUAUGACGUUACCCAAAGAUAUCGCAGCGAACGACACAGGCCUCCUGAGCGACAUGAAGACUGGCAACGAGAGCCCCGCCUGACCUUGCGGCCACCUAGUCUAGCAGCACCGUACGCCCCGGUUCAGAACUGGCAUCACCAACCAGAGAAACUCAUCUUUGAAUCCUGCGCUUAUGAAGCUAGUUAUCUUGGUUCCAUGCUUAUUAAGGAACUAAGGGGCACUGAGUCCACGCAGGAUGCUUGUGCCAAAAUGCGGAGGUCAACAGAGCAAAUGAGAAAAGUCCCGACUAUCGUCCUCUCAAUCACAUACAAGGGUGUGAAGUUUAUCGACGCAGCCAACAAGAACAUCAUUGCAGAGCACGAGAUCCGUAACAUUUCUUGUGCAGCCCAGGACCCAGAGGACUUGUGCACAUUUGCCUACAUCACUAAGGACCUGCAGACCAGCCACCAUUACUGCCAUGUCUUCAGCACAGUAGAUGUGAACCUGACCUAUGAGAUUAUACUGACACUGGGCCAGGCGUUUGAGGUAGCAUAUCAGCUGGCUCUGCAGGCCCAGAGGACCAAACCGCACCAGAGCGUCCCAGCUGGAUCUGGAUCAGAGGUCAUUGAGACCAAGUCCAGCAAACCUGUGCCCAAACCACGAGGCAGCAUACGCAAAACAGCGGGGGACAUCGUGGACCAGGAAGGCGAUUCUCAGUCCCAGGGUAGUGCCACGUGGCUCAUGGACCCCAAGGAAUCCAAGCGCACUAUCAGCACUAAGCGACGGCCGCUCUGAGGCUUUUCACUCUGACGUUCCAACUCCUGACUUCACCGAGUGCUGAGAAAACUGAUUUUUACCACAGCCAAGAGUGACCCACUGCACACAUCCUGUACCUGGAUGGACACGUUUCCUGAGGAAACUGUGAAACUGAUCCUCUGACACUGUGGCCAAUCCCAGACAGUGAGAAAAGGACAGGAAUGAGCCCUGUUGAGUGGUGGGUAGGAUGUUUUGCUGGAUCAUUGCCCCACUUCUCACCGAGCAGAUCACAUCAGCAGUCGGAUUGUGCCCACAGUUACACACAGGCCUGGAGAAUAAGACGGAUGUAAACCUUUCGCCAACGCAACACGCUCCCCCGGUUCAUCAGACUUCUCCAACUUCAUCACCCUGCACGCACGCACGCACGCACCCGCCUCCAUUUAACUUCUCGAUGCUUGGAAAAGUGAUGGUUGUUCCGUGCGACAUUAGAGACGGAUGUGUUUGUUGUGUUGCGUGCAUUUCCUCCGAAAUGAACCAUCACGUCCCUCACUGAGAGUUGGUGUUUAUCGUUUCAGGAAAUGUACCUGCCGUUUUCAAAGCAGAACUUGUAGUUAAAGGGGAAGUUGCUGCAGAGAUGAGGAACAUUCACUUUUUAUUAUGAAACAAACUGUCAGACGAGAGACCUCACACUGUAGGUACACACUUCUUCCUGGGUUGUUUGUCCUGUAUCCAAACAUUUUAGCUGCUUUCAUCACCAUCAGCUUACAUACAUGUGUAACUGUGAUAAAACAAUGUAAUCUUGCAUGGGAGGAGCUCUCUUACCAAACUCAAGGGGCAAAGAAACUGACACUAAAAGACUGUUUUAUAUUGAAAUAAUGGGGGAUGGCGUUUAUUUUACUUUUUGCAUGUGUAUGCGCGCGUGUGUGUGUGUGUGUGUGGGUGUGUGGGCGUUUACUUUUUUUUUAUAGGACUAUGAUUUGUCCUAAUGCUGGAACUGGAUCAGGUGUGGUUCUUUCUCUCCUUCCCUGCCCCUUUGUUCAGUUAAUCUCGACAAGAUUAUUCACCAAACCUGCCAUGCAGGCUGGUACGACUCUAGAUUUAUAGCUGCAGACAAGAACAAUAGGGCACGGCAUGUUUCUCUAGCUAACUCCUAAUAUGUUGACUGUUAAUGGUACUGUUUGGUCCACCAAUCUGUAUAUGGGUGCAUAGUCGGCUCAUUUUGAUUUAACUCUUGUAUAUGUGGUACAUUUUUAUCCGGCCAGUACGAUAACUCUAUGGCACACUGUCUUCAGCGCGCUGGUGUCAGCACCUUUAGCCAUCAGCCUGGUCCUGCUCUGCUUUUGCACAUUGCUGAGGAUCAGGAAAGAUAUUUUGGGACUAAUCUGAUGACAACAAUGAUGAGAAUGAUAUUGUACAUGAAUCUAGCGGUCUGUAUUUUGAUACUUGAAUGAUUUUUGUUUUUAUAGAUAUCUAUAUAUAUAUAUGUAUGUAUAUGUAUGUAUGUACGUAUGUAAUUUUUGACACUUGUCAAAAAAGAGAAAAGGACUAUGUCUUAUAAAGUUAAACAUAUCGUGAAUAAAUACCCUGUGAUUUAAAAAAAAAAAAAAAAAGAAGGCUGAGAACAUGACUCAGAAGAGGGACCUCACUUCAGAGAAAAAGAUUGUAAAUAAUCUUGGGCUUCCAGUCUUUUUUAUGAUUAUUUUUCAUAAUUGUACAACUAAUAAAUGGUACAGUUAGAA
Molecule: messenger RNA, 5606 nt
Organism: Maylandia zebra (zebra mbuna)
Lineage: Eukaryota; Metazoa; Chordata; Actinopteri; Cichliformes; Cichlidae
Source: RefSeq, a predicted model, not a curated record